AUGGCCCAGUCUCGAGCCAACGGCUCACACUACGCCCUGACAGCCAUAGGGCUGGGGAUGCUGGUGCUCGGCAUCAUCAUGGCCGUCUGGAACCUCGUCCCCGGCUUCACCGACAAACCCACGGCCCACGCCGGGAACAGCAGCAAGCCCGACCGCGGCACCGGGGGCAUUAUGAAGAGCAAGACCUUCUCGGUGGCCUACGUGCUGGUGGGGGCGGGCGUGCUGCUGCUGCUGCUCUCCAUCUGCCUCAACAUCCGCGACAAGAAGAGGCAAAGCGAAGACAUCCCUCACGUGCAGCGCCCGGUGUCUGCAGAGCCCUCGCAGCAGGAAGACAGUCAAGAAGAGGAUGAAGACACAUCCUCGCAGUACUACGUCCCCAGCUACGAGGAGGUGAUGAACAUGGGCUACUCGGAGCCCAGAGACUCAGACAGGAGCAACAGGAUCAGCGUCUCCCUGCCCUCCUACGAGUCGCUGACAGGGCUGGACGAAAGCACCCAAGUGCCAGGAGCUGCCGGUGCGGAGCCGGGCCCGGAGCAGCCGCCCGGCCGGCACAGCUCGCGCCUCAGCAAGCGCCUGAAGCCGCUGAAGGUGCGGAGAAUCAAAUCGGAGAAGCUGCACCUGAAGGACAUCAGGCUGAACCUCACGGAGGGGAACAGCGUGGCCCCGAUCACCAUAGAGCCGCUCACACCACCACCCAAGUAUGAGGAGAUCCAGAAGAAACCGCUGGAAAGCCAGCAAAUGACUUAA
Messenger RNA from Mesitornis unicolor (brown roatelo), 747 nucleotides. It is a transcript of the gene TMEM51, whose product is annotated as transmembrane protein 51. The transcript has 2 exons. Lineage: Eukaryota; Metazoa; Chordata; Aves; Mesitornithiformes; Mesitornithidae. The record is from RefSeq and is a predicted model, not a curated record. The coding region runs from base 1 to 747 and encodes 248 amino acids.